AUGGGUGGGAGGGGGAAAGUGUUUGUGCGGAGGAAGACGGGAAAGCGAUUGGAGUGGGCAGACAAGGGAGAGGAAGGACGGGAGGGGGAGGGGGAUUUAUAUACACAUUCGGGGAUGCGGAAUGGUGCGCCGGAAGCGUCCUCCUCUCCCUUUGGCUGCCCCAGUCCCUCCACCGCAUCGUCCCUUGCGAUCCGCUCACCGACAUGCGCCCAGCGGAUGCGUAUCGCCCCACCCAGCGCUGGGACGCAGACAUGGCCAUCCUCGCGCGCGGACGCCUCCGACAUGGGCGCCCCUAGUGCAACGCAACGGCAACAGCAACGGCAUUGGCAACCGAUCUCUUGGAUUCGAUCUUCCGCCAAGGUCUGCAGCACCGACCGUUCAUCUUCGAGGCUCGGUUCGCUCGCCCUACAGCUUCCGGUCCAGUCGAUCCGUGAUGUCACCCGGACGUUUGGUUCGCCAUCGGCAUCCCCCUUCCUUUCAACUGCCACCUGGGUCCACCCGCACGCGCGAAUCGCGAUGCCCGAUUCGCCGUCUUCUACCCCCUCCUCUCGCUGUCCCCUUCGAAACGUCUCUCGUUCGGGGGCUGGCUUCCCACGUACCACGCUGACCCAUGCAUCACCCGCCAUCUAUAUAGCAUCAUCGACACAUCCUUGUCCACGGCCGCUCCCGCCCACCACACCCGCUGCUGCUCACUGCACACAGUCCUCGCCUGGUCCCGGCCGGGCUCAGCAUAAUACGACGCACCUCAUGCUCUCGCUUUCCUCCCCGCUCGGCUUCUCCUUCGCAUACUCUCCCGUAACCCCCUGUCCUCCCGAGUUCGGCCGAUCCCAGCAGCUCGCGACGGCUUCCAGCCGCUCCCAUCAGCUUUGCGGCGCCGGCGCUCUUCAGCUGAUCCUCCUCCGGUCCGGACCCGCGAUGCUCCCCUCCGCCGCGCAAGUGCACCGUCAUGGGCUAUCCAAUAAACUCGGCUCGACCCUGCUCGAGCGUGUUAUUUUUGGCAAGGCUGGCUGCUAG
Messenger RNA from Heterobasidion irregulare TC 32-1, 1014 nucleotides. RefSeq lists its product as uncharacterized. Lineage: Eukaryota; Fungi; Basidiomycota; Agaricomycetes; Russulales; Bondarzewiaceae. The transcript is spliced from 5 exons. Bases 1 to 1014 code for a protein of 337 amino acids. The record is from RefSeq and is a predicted model, not a curated record.